Messenger RNA from Alosa alosa (allis shad), 1272 nucleotides. RefSeq names its product acyl-CoA binding domain containing 6 (gene acbd6). Bases 175 to 1077 code for a protein of 300 amino acids. Lineage: Eukaryota; Metazoa; Chordata; Actinopteri; Clupeiformes; Clupeidae. The record is from RefSeq and is a predicted model, not a curated record. The transcript has 8 exons. Gene Ontology annotation, molecular function: fatty-acyl-CoA binding; protein binding.
UAACAAGGAGAAGAAGAAGAAGUACUUCCUUGGAUGUUUAUUGAGGAAUGCGAUCAAUUCAGUAUUUUCAAAUAAUUGGAGCAGUAACAAGCGUACAACAAACGACAAGGCAGGCCAGUCGACUAGACGGUCCUAAACUGUAACGUUUGUAGAAUAGCGUGUCUAAGUAACGUUAUGGCAUCUCGAUCUCCAUCAUCAUCUCCAGUCUCUGCAAGUGGCUCAGGUAACGUUACAGACCCUGCACGGCCUGAUACGGGAGAGCCACUAGGUUCGGAUUCCGAUUCAGAUGUCGAUUUAGGACAAUUUGACUGUGGUGGAACAGACUCGGGAGUUCGACUGGAAGGAACUGAACUGGAAAAUGCUUUCGAAAUAGCAGCGGAGCGACUUCAAGUUAUAGUCCAAACGGCAAGCAGAGAACAGUUGCUGUACCUGUAUGCUAGGUACAAACAGGUCAAGAAUGGGAAAUGUGAUGCAGCAAAACCUGGCUUUUUCGAUUUUGAGGGCCAGCGGAAAUGGCAGGCAUGGAAGCAAUUGGGCGACAUGAAUGCUGAGCAGGCUAUGCAAGAAUAUGUUUCAUGUGUGAAGUCUCUGGACCCAGACCACAGUUGGAAGGCAUCUGACAGGAGGGGUACAGAACAAAGGAUGGGAUUUGGUGGCCCAGCAGUCAGCUCACUUUAUCAAGAGGAAACGAUAAGUGAAGAGGACAAGAACAUAUUUGACUACUGCAGAGAGAACAACAUCGAGCACAUCACCAAGGCCAUCAAUUCUAAGAAAAUGGAUAUCAAUAUAAAAGAUGAAGAGGGUCGGGCGCUACUGCACUGGGCCUGUGAUCGUGGACAUAAGGAUAUGGUGUCUGUGCUUCUGUUAAACAAAGCUGAUAUAGACAGCCAGGACAAUGAAGGCCAGACAGCACUACAUUAUGCCUCUGCAUGCGAGUUUGCUGACAUUGUGGAGCUACUCCUCAAGGCUGGAGCUGACCCAUCAAUCAAAGAUUUGGAAGGCUCUCUGCCUGAAGAAGUUACAGAAUCUAGCACCAUAUCAUCACUUCUAUGUCAGUACACAGCUCCCAAAGGUUGAACCACCCUUUCCCAAUACCAAAAUGUUUAUUCAACUGUAAUGUUCUUCAGCUUAACAUGCCGUCAUGCUUAUGAGGGUUAUCAAGUGUCAAAUCAGCAGUGAUGUUAUCAUAUGUAUCCAUAUUUACCAUGAUAAAAUGGUUUCUUUCAAGGAUUGUCAUUUUCAUAAAUAAUAAAGAUGAAGUUUUAAAAAAAA